This is a messenger RNA of Sodiomyces alkalinus F11, 1230 nucleotides long. RefSeq lists its product as hypothetical. Lineage: Eukaryota; Fungi; Ascomycota; Sordariomycetes; Glomerellales; Plectosphaerellaceae. The transcript is spliced from 2 exons. Bases 1 to 1230 code for a protein of 409 amino acids. The record is from RefSeq and is a predicted model, not a curated record.
AUGUUGGAGUACAUGAGCUAUCAGAAGUACAAGAAGUACAAGGAUAAGAAAGAGGCGAAAGAAGCAGAGGAGAAAGCCAGGAACAACGGUAGGCUGCCCGAGCCGAAACUAGAUGCUCCUGGGCCUGUCCUAUCAAGCGACGACGAGGCGUUUCUGGAAGCCAUACUGUCCAGCUCCGACGAGGGUCUUCCUCCUCCUCUUCCAAUGCGCCCGACUUUUGAUCGCUCUUCAUACUCGGACAACUCAUAUCUGCAUUCCGACUCGCGUGACAGGAUGAGCGAUGACGUCGCCAGCACCAGCGCCAGUACGACUACCGCCACCAAAUCCAAAACCAAAGAAAAAGAGAAGGUGAAGAAGAAGCGCACUUCACACAAUCCGAUUUCCUUCCUCCUCAACCGCAAAGACAGGGAAAAGGACAUGCAACUCGUCCCCGUCGUACCGCUCGAAGAGGCGGACCGAGAGCGCGAAGACCUGAGCCGCGUCCUCGAGGACCUCAACCUCAGCGCCAAGAACAACAAGGCGUUCGCCCUGUCCGCCGAGUCCAACGAACUGGUCCGGAAGUUCACCCUCGUUCUGAAGGACCUUGUCAACGGCGUCCCCACCGCCAUCGACGACUUGAAAAACCUCAUCGAGGAUCGUGACGGCACCUUGAAGAAGAAUUACGACAAGUUGCCCUCCAGCAUGAAGAAGCUCGUGGCCCAGCUGCCCGACAAGGUGUCCGAAAAUAUGGGACCCGAGUUUAUGGCCGCCGCUGCCAGGGGCCAUGGCUUGAAGGCCGACGAGGUUCCCCAAGGCAGCUCCAUGAAAGACGCCGCCAAGUCUCUUUUCAUGCCCAAGAACCUGCAAGACAUACUCACGAAGCCCACUGCCAUCAUUGGCAUGCUGAAGUCCAUCGUCAGCUUCCUCAAGCUCCGCUGGCCUGCCUUUAUCGGCGUUAAUGUGGUUUGGAGCGUGGCAAUAUUUCUCCUGUUACUCGUGCUUUGGUAUUGCCAUAAGCGCGGACGCGAGGUGCGUCUUGAGCGCGAGAGAUCAGCACAAAGCAUCGACGGUCGCAGUCGCGUGGAAGAGCUUCCCGACGACCCGAUGCUUCCUGCUCCCUCGUCGCGGAGAUCUUCUCGUGGCAGCGACUCCACUCGCAGGAGUUCUCGCCACCAUAGCGGUACCAACACCCCUAGGAUUGACGAGAAUUCUGUCCGUGCAGGCCCCCGGCGCCGCCAUACUCAGAGAUAA